Molecule: messenger RNA, 1856 nt
Organism: Osmerus eperlanus (European smelt)
Lineage: Eukaryota; Metazoa; Chordata; Actinopteri; Osmeriformes; Osmeridae
Product: homeobox protein OTX2-like
Exons: 4
Coding region: 191-1060 (289 amino acids)
Biological process (GO): multicellular organism development; regulation of transcription by RNA polymerase II
Cellular component (GO): nucleus
Molecular function (GO): DNA-binding transcription factor activity, RNA polymerase II-specific; RNA polymerase II cis-regulatory region sequence-specific DNA binding
Source: RefSeq, a predicted model, not a curated record
AAAAGCUAUAUAAACGUUUGCGGUCUCCCACAGUUAAAAAAUAGCACACACAAGAGAAGGAGGGAUCCCAGGUCCUUCUACAGGUGUUGAACAAUAAGAAGACUUACACCGUACAGGAUUUAUAGAGCUUUUCAAAGCUCUCUGGGUUUUCAACAUUUUCUCCAACUUUGCCCUUCGACCGAACGCUGCUAUGAUGUCGUAUCUGAAGCAACCACCUUAUACAGUCAACGGGCUGAGUUUAUCUACCUCUGGGAUGGACUUGCUGCACCCUUCUGUAGGAUACCCCGCUACCCCUCGUAAGCAGAGGCGUGAGAGGACUACAUUUACGCGCGCUCAGCUUGACAUUCUGGAGAACUUGUUCGGCAAGACCCGCUACCCUGACAUCUUCAUGCGAGAGGAAGUGGCCUUGAAGAUCAAUCUACCUGAGUCUCGCGUUCAGGUAUGGUUUAAGAACCGGAGGGCAAAAUGCCGCCAACAGGCACAACAAACUCAGAGCGGCACCCAGAGCAAGACAAGGCCAGUCAAAAAGAAAAGUUCCCCGAUAAGAGAGGCUAGCUCUGAGAGCGGCACAAGCGGCCAGUUUACGCCACCCUCCAGCACCCCAAUCCCCGCUGUGAGCAGUAGCAGUGCUCCAGUGUCCAUCUGGAGCCCGGCCUCCAUCUCCCCUCUCUCUGAUCCACUCUCUACCUCCUCCUCGUCGUGCAUGCAACGAACCUACCCUAUGACAUAUUCACAAGCGUCAGGAUACAACCAAGGUUACGCGGGGUCCUCUUCGUAUUUCGGAGGGAUGGACUGCGGGUCUUACCUUUCGCCUAUGCACCACCAACUAUCUGCUGCAGGCUCUACCAUGAGUCCAAUGGGCACGAACGGGGUCUCCAGUCACCUGAGCCCAGCGUCCUCCCUCUCCACGACUGGGUAUGGGCCCGCAGGCCUGGGCUUCAGCGGCCCAGCAGACUGUGUGGAUUAUAAAGACCAAACUGGAUCGUGGAAACUGAAUUUCAACGCUGACUGUUUGGAUUACAAAGACCAGGCGUCAUCGUGGAAAUUUCAGGUAUUGUGAAAAGACUGAAACGAUCUUUUUCACAAUGUUUUGAACAAAACAUCAUGCGCCAAGACAGGUUGGGAAAGCCGUCCAGCGACUGGGCCUGAACUACAAACUAUUACCUCAGGCAGCAGAAAGAACUGCCAGUCAAUGCCAGUUUUCUCCCCUGUUGGGCUAAUACAUUGAACAGUCAUAGUAAACUCCUUAACUUUGAUCAUCAAGGACAUAUAACUAUUGCUACCCAAGAAGAAAAUGAUCAAGAGAAGAUUCAACCCGGUUGAGUGCGUGGAAUGGGUCAGCUUUUCCUAAGCUUCUUAGGACUCGCCGAACCUCUUGGUUGGCAUUCUGAAGGGGCCCUUUGAUCAAAGCAUUGUGUGUGAGUGUGUGCGUGUGUGCGCGCGAGUAAGUGUGAGCGCGCCUAUGAGGCGAACCUGGAUGCACUAUUUAAUUUAAAUAAAAAUGUUUAUAAGACUAGCUCAAAGAGACAAUCAGUCGGUAUGCGUGUGUUAAGAAUUGUCCAAUUUUAAGUGUUUUUGAUUUAUCUGUGUUAGAUUUGUAAGAUUGUGGUCUUUGUAUUUCUGUAUGCAAUUCGCUCUUCGCCAGCGAUCAUCCAACUGUGAAUUUCAUAUUUUUUCAUGUUCAAGUGUUGAAAUUGAUAAAUUAUUAUUGCAAAAUAUUAGUUGAAGUAGGGAGUGUGGUCGAAAUGUGUACGAGGAAGCAGAUCAUCAAGCAGCUAAAUCCAUUAAACCAUCAAUGACAACUGGUUGUCGUACUGGUAUUGAGAGGCCACGCACAUUAAUAAAGAGUUUGAACC